AUGGGGAAGAGCACGCGGCAGUUCAUCUUGCUAACCUUCACCUGUGCAUUUUUCUUCUGCUUUGCUGAAGUGGCCUUAGAGGUCAAACUGUCUCCAGAAACCAUAUCCUUCCAGCAUACAGCUACUUCUGAGCCACUCCCCCGUCAUCAUUCUUCACCCUAUCAAGGUACCACAGUUCAUUUUAACAGCAUAGGCUCCUUUAAAACAACAUCCAUGAGCCACAGAAUAACUGUGCAGGCAACAGACCAACACCAGGUAACAACAGCACCAGGCAUUCACAUGACAGACCAGGCAGGAGCAACCACCACUCAAGUGACCAGCCAGAAAUCUCCCACAGUCAUAUCCACAAUAUCAGCAGACAACACAACUGCAGCUGGUCAGACUAUAACCCAGGCACUGGAAAUGGUUACACCUGUAGUGAAGAAUGCAAUCAUACACCCUGUGUCCUCCACCAAGCAAGCCAGAACAUGCGUGAGCACAGAAAUAACAGUGGCAGCCACAAACACAACCAUAAAACAUACAACACCAAAUACACAAAUGACAGCUACUGCCAUAAAUACUACAGCCACCACCAUGCAAACUGUAAAUCCCACCACAGGAAAUCAAACAACACUACCUGAGAGUCCAACAGCCCCAGCCACGACACAUGCAACAACCAUUCGUCCAGGGACUCAAACAACCAUCCCAUCUACUAUGAAAACAGCAAGACCCACUCUUGCACCACAGCCUUAUCCCAUCCCCACUGGCACAUACACCGUUUCCAGUGGGAACAGGACUUGCAUCAAAGCGGUCAUGGGUUUGCAGCUGAUGGCUCAAAAUGCACAGAAGAAGCAGAUGGAGUACAUGAUUGUCAACCCUAAUGCGACACAGACAUUUGGAAGCUGUGGGAUGGUGCAAUCUGAGCUGAACAUAAGUUUCAGUGAAGGGUUUAUAAACUUCACCUUUGGAAAGGAAGCUCCAAGGUACUAUGUCAGUAAAAUUGAGACCAGGUUACAGUUACCUUCUGAAGGUAUGCUUUACUAUGGAGCUAUACAAGAGAAGAUGUUUACAACAAAGCUGGGGAAUUCCUUUAAGUGUGCCAGCAAGCAAACCUUCAAUUUGAAGAAGAACUUUCAGCUACUCUUUGUUAAUAUGCAGGUGCAGGCGUUUGAUAUUGUUGGUAACCAGUUUGGAACAGAAGAAGAAUGUUUUCCUGAUAAAAACAGCAAAGCAGCUCCCAUCGCAGUGGGCCUGAGUAUCCUGGGAUUGUUAGUCAUUGUGUUUGCCACUUUCCUGAUUUCCAGAAGAAAGCCACAAAGAGGAUAUGAACGUAUCUGA
Nestor notabilis (Kea) is the source of this 1317-nucleotide messenger RNA. Its product is annotated as lysosome-associated membrane glycoprotein 3-like. The coding region runs from base 1 to 1317 and encodes 438 amino acids. The transcript has 6 exons. Gene Ontology annotation, cellular component: membrane. The record is from RefSeq and is a predicted model, not a curated record. NCBI's taxonomy places the organism in Eukaryota, Metazoa, Chordata, Aves, Psittaciformes, Psittacidae.